Messenger RNA from Pieris rapae (cabbage white), 1040 nucleotides. RefSeq names its product DNA replication complex GINS protein PSF3 (gene Psf3). Bases 159 to 734 code for a protein of 191 amino acids. The transcript is spliced from 4 exons. Gene Ontology annotation, cellular component: GINS complex. The record is from RefSeq and is a predicted model, not a curated record. Lineage: Eukaryota; Metazoa; Arthropoda; Insecta; Lepidoptera; Pieridae. Gene Ontology annotation, biological process: mitotic DNA replication initiation.
AAGAAAAAGAAUUGAGAAUGACAUUUGGUGCACGAUUUGCCGGCUAGCCGCUAGCCUGUUGUUUCUAAAUUAUUAACUUAAUCUGUAUAUAUUUACGUGUUUAAGUUGUUAGUUUAAAACAUUAAAUUUAAAUUAUGUUUUCUAAACUAUAAAAGAAAAUGUCUUACCUAUCUGUCACAGAUAUUUUAGUUAGUAAUGAAAAAGUGCCUUGUAAAUUUCUACACGAUUUGCCAAAGUUAGGGUUUCUGGAUCCAUCAUGUACUGAUGAUGAUUUGAAAGCUGGAACAAGUGUAGAAAUCCCUAUAUGGCUGGCUGAGUCUUUAUCUUCAAGGAGACCACCACUAGUAACAGUAGAUUUGCCUAAAGUUUACAAAGAAACUUACAGAGAAAUAUUCAGUGCUGAUGCAUGUACUGUAGAUAUGCAUAAAUUGGCUCAAUACUUCUAUGAACUAGGGUGUUAUGUUGCAAAAUAUGAUAUAAAAGGGGAGGUAGCAACAACUCUAGUAAAUACAUUUAGACAGAGAUUUAAGAUGAUUCUAUCAGGUAGCGUAGCAACAGAUUCUAUAAAUGCUUUACAACCAUUGUCAGAAUGUGAGAGAGAUCAUACAGUAGCAGCUAUGGCAACAGAAAAAGCUCUAUCUUCUUGGCUGAAGAGAGGGGAAUCAUUAUUGACAACUGCUACUAUGGUAGCCAAUCAUAGAAAGAGGAAAAGAGCUGAAAUGGAAAUGUUGUGAUAACAUGAAAUAGUAAAUAAGGAUUCAAAUCAUGAAAGUAAGCAUGUGCCAUUGCAUCAUCAGCUGGCAUCCGUAAUGCUGGGUUGCAUGUCAGUAGACGAGCCAGAAGGUCUCUCCCACGAGCAGACAAUCUUGGCACAACUUGAGCAAGACCCAAACUUGGUUGGUAAACUGGUAAUGGCUUAUAAUCUGGCAGCUGAGUUACUCCAGGCCAUGUAUCUUCAUUUGGUGUUCCUGUCAUAAAUAGUAAUAAUAAAGUUUUUAGCUUCAGUUAGUAUUUUUAAAUAUAAAUGUGCUUAACAUUGA